UUCACUUUUUCCUUCUUCUUUUCCCUUAUUCCCGCAAUAAUUCUAAGCCAACCGCUAACCCCUCCGAAAAAGAAAAAAAAACCCAAAAGCUUCCCAAUUUUCCUUUUUGGUUCUUUGAUUUCAUAAUUAUCAUCAAUCAAUCAAUCAUGACCGGAAAAGCCAAGCCCAAGAAGCACACGGCCAAGGAACUCGCCGCCAAGGUCGACGCUGCCACCACCAACCGUGGUGGCGGCAAAGCCGGAUUAGCUGACCGUUCUGGGGUUGAGAAAGGAGGACAUGCCAAAUACGAGUGUCCUCAUUGCAAAACAACCGCUCCCGAUGUGAAAUCGAUGCAGAUCCAUCAUGAUGCCAAACAUCCCAAAAUUCCUUUUGAAGAAUCUAAGCUUAUUAAUCGUCAUGCUGUUCAUGUCGCUGAGCCAUCUAAGCCUCGUCCUGGUGUUAGGGGUAGCCUUAGAAAAUAAUAAAAUAACAAAAAUAAAUAAAUAAAUUGUUGUUCUGGAUAAAUUUGGCGUUUUGGGGAUUUUUAAAUAUCUGGGUUUGGUUCUUUCUUCUUCUGUUUUUUCCCUUUUAUUUUUAUUUGUUCUGUAACUAUUUGUGAUGGUAGUAGAGAUGGUAAAGAUAAAAGAAGGGGGUUUUAGGUGAAAAAAAAGGUUGGAUUUUAUUUACAAAAUCUCCUUGAUGAUGAUUAUGAUGAUAUAUACAUAUUAAUCCAUCUUAACUAUGAAGAUUAUAGUUCUUCAUUUAAUGCUUAA
Messenger RNA from Gossypium raimondii (Peruvian cotton), 752 nucleotides. RefSeq names its product protein METHYLENE BLUE SENSITIVITY 1. Lineage: Eukaryota; Viridiplantae; Streptophyta; Magnoliopsida; Malvales; Malvaceae. The transcript has a single exon. The record is from RefSeq and is a predicted model, not a curated record. Bases 147 to 461 code for a protein of 104 amino acids.